Molecule: messenger RNA, 1044 nt
Organism: Aspergillus glaucus CBS 516.65
Lineage: Eukaryota; Fungi; Ascomycota; Eurotiomycetes; Eurotiales; Aspergillaceae
Product: pyridoxamine-phosphate oxidase PDX3
Exons: 2
Coding region: 1-1044 (347 amino acids)
Biological process (GO): pyridoxine biosynthetic process
Molecular function (GO): pyridoxamine phosphate oxidase activity; FMN binding
Source: RefSeq, a predicted model, not a curated record
AUGGGAGCAGACCACGACCACGAGUCCCGGCGGCCAAAGAAGCUAAUUUUCGCCCCAGGAGACAUCCAAGCAACCCCCGACCUCAAAAUCUCAUCCUCCGAAACCUCCGACCCCUCAGCAUCCGGCUCAAACCCACACCCCUCUACCACCCAUGAUGCCGUCCAAGAACAAGAACAAGAAACCCUCCGCUCCGAAAUCUCAACCCCCGACUCAACCACCGAGCAACAACUCGUCUCCCACCCCUCCCGCGCCCACCAAUUCAUCCGCAACCCCCCACUAACAAUCUCCCAAAUUCACCCCUCCAACCCACUCCACCAAUUCCACACUUGGUUCCGCGAUCCGAGACUCACGCCAUCGCUUGCGCCGGAGACGUGUACCCUUGCUACGGCUUCGUUGCCGUCGGGACGGGUUAGUGCGCGGAUGGUGUAUCUGAAGGAGUUGGAUGAGAGGGGGUGGGUUGUAUAUAGUAACUGGGGGAGUAGGGAAGGGAAGGGCGGGCAGGUUUUUGGUGCUGAUGAUGGGGAGGGGCUGGAGCAUUUGGGGAAUAAAUGGGGUGCGUUGACGUUCGCCUGGUCGACUGUUGAGCGACAGGUACGCAUCGAGGGUCUACUGGAGCGUCUCACCCGCGAAGAGAGCGAGAUGUACUGGCGCACAAGAGAACGGGAAAGCCAACUCGGCGCAUGGGCUAGCUGGCAGAGUAAAGUCCUCUGGUCCGCUGAACCAGACAUCCUACUUGAGACCCGCCGGAAGAGUCUCGCCGAGAAACCAGAGGUCCCAGCAGACAUGGACGAGACGGAUGUCCCCGACGGGCGCGAGGUGCUUGAGCAGCGGGUGAACGAGAUGAGGGAAAGGUUCAAGGAUGUGGAGGAUAUUCCGCUGCCGCCGUUUUGGGGUGGUGUGAGGUUGGUGCCGGAGAGUGUGGAGUUUUGGCAGGGGAGGAAGAGUCGGUUGCAUGAUCGGUUUCGGUAUGUGAGGGUGCAUGAGCGUGAUGAGGAGGAGGGGGAGUCGUUGUAUAGGUGGAGGAUUCAGAGGCUUUCUCCGUAG